This is a messenger RNA of Bolinopsis microptera, 4450 nucleotides long. Its product is annotated as elongator complex protein 3-like. Bases 25 to 1683 code for a protein of 552 amino acids. Gene Ontology annotation, molecular function: iron-sulfur cluster binding; acyltransferase activity, transferring groups other than amino-acyl groups. Gene Ontology annotation, biological process: tRNA wobble base 5-methoxycarbonylmethyl-2-thiouridinylation. The transcript is spliced from 4 exons. Lineage: Eukaryota; Metazoa; Ctenophora; Tentaculata; Lobata; Bolinopsidae. Gene Ontology annotation, cellular component: nucleus; elongator holoenzyme complex; cytoplasm. The record is from RefSeq and is a predicted model, not a curated record.
UUUUAACAGAUAUGAAAUUGUGACAUGGCGAAACAGAAGAAACGUGCGGCCCCCUCGGCCUCGCCUCAGGAGCUGCUUCUCCUAACCGUCUCUGACAUCAUCAAAGAGCUGAUCAGUGCUCACAAAUCCAAGAAAGAUGUUAAUCUAAACAAGCUGAAAUGUCGGAUCGCCAGUAAACAUGGCUGUCCCGCUCAGCCUAGGCUGGUGGAUAUCAUCUCCGCAGUUCCACAAGAGUACAGGAAAAUAUUACUCCCGAAACUGAGAGCUAAGCCUGUUAGGACAGCAUCUGGGAUAGCUGUUGUUGCGGUCAUGUGCAAACCACAUCGGUGCCCUCACAUCACUUUUACUGGUAACAUCUGUGUGUACUGUCCCGGAGGUCCUGACUCAGACUUUGAGUACAGCACCCAGUCCUACACCGGCUACGAACCCACGUCAAUGCGCGCAAUCCGCGCACGGUACAAUCCCUACCUGCAGACACGGCACCGAGUGGAGCAGCUGAAACAGUUGGGACACAGUGUGGACAAGGUGGAGUUUAUUGUGAUGGGAGGGACUUUCAUGUCCCUGCCGGACACUUACAGAGACUACUUUAUCAGGAAUUUACACGACGCCCUGUCCGGUCACACCUCGUCCAACGUGGCAGAAGCGGUGAAGUUCUCUGAGAAGAGUAACACGAAGUGUAUCGGGAUAACGAUAGAGACCAGGCCGGAUUACUGUUUGAAGAAGCAUCUGAGCAGCAUGUUGUCGUAUGGGUGCACCAGACUGGAGAUUGGUGUGCAGAGUGUGUACGAAGAUGUAGCUAGAGAUACUAAUAGAGGUCACACAGCCCGAGCAAGUUGCGAGUCAUUCCACAUGUCUAAAGAUGCCGGGUUUAAAGUGGUUACCCACAUGAUGCCGGAUCUUCCUAACGUUGGUUUUGAACGUGACAUCGAGCAGUUCAAGGAGAUAUUUGAGAACCCUCUCUUUAGACCGGACGGACUGAAGAUCUACCCUACUCUAGUGAUCAGAGGAACAGGACUGUAUGAGCUGUGGAAAACAGGGAGAUACAGGAGUUAUCCACCUCACUUGUUGAUAGAUCUAGUGGCCAGGAUCCUGGCGCUGGUUCCACCGUGGACUAGGGUUUACAGGGUACAGAGAGACAUUCCCAUGCCUUUAGUCAGCUCCGGGGUAGAACACGGUAACUUAAGAGAACUGGCCCUGGCUCGUAUGAAGGACCUGGGAACCACGUGCCGUGACGUUAGAACACGUGAGGUGGGGAUCCAGGAGAUCCACAAUAAAGUGAGGCCGUAUCAGGUGGAACUGAUCAGAAGGGACUAUGUUGCUAACGGUGGCUGGGAGACUUUCUUGUCGUAUGAAGAUCCAGAACAAGACAUUUUGAUAGGACUCCUGCGACUCCGUAAGGUGUCGUCAGUUGCGUUCCGUCCUGAGUUAGUGGACCGCGCGUCAGUGGUUCGGGAACUACACGUGUACGGUAGUGUUGUGCCAGUGUCUGGGAGGGACCCUCGUAAGUUCCAACACCAAGGUUUUGGUACACUGCUGAUGGAGGAAGCGGAGCGCAUUGCACGUGAAGAACACGGUUCUGUUAAACUAGCGGUCAUCAGUGGUGUAGGGACCAGGGGGUACUACAGGAAGCUAGGAUACGAGCUAGAUGGACCUUACAUGAGCAAAUCUCUGGUAGAAACCUGAAGGUGAACAUUCCUCCGUGAGGUGAUUUCUUUAAACCGGUCAGAUUGUGACCCUUCAUUUUGAGUUUGAAAUUUUUAUAGUUUUAUUCGGACUGCACAGCUUUUGAGUCCAGAAUGUAUAAAGACGGGCAGUUAUUUAUUCUGUUAAUGUUCUGUGAUUGAAGUGAUUUUUAUGUAAUUAAAAGAUAAUAUGUACGUGUUUGUUAAGUUAUUGAUAAUUAUUCUUUUAAACAAAUCUUUGUUCGAUGUUCAUGUUGUGCAAUCAAGAUAACUAAACCUUCCAUCUCACAACAAGCUUGAUUUAAUUGUUUUGUAGUUAAGUGACAUUCAAUUAACAAUUAAUUAAUUAACCUGUCUUAACGCUUAGAGUCAUAAUUAGAUAAUUAAAUCCCAUAACUAACCAUCAAUUUUUAAUGUAAUUAAAUUUGAGGACAUCACAGAUAAUUGAUAUUUCGCUCCAGGAAUGUGGAUUAAUGUGCGUACAUUCUGCGGCACAAAAUCAGAAAGAUUCGAUGGACUAAGCAAGCUGACCACAAUCGACAUCUCCGUCAGAAAAUCCAAGAAAAAUUCGACGUCUCCCCUCUUCAACAAAAACUGUUCUACCGUGGGAAACUUCUAGUGGACCAGCACACUUUAUUUGAUUAUGACGUAGCCAUCAACGACACAAUCCAGCUAAUGAUAGUGAAGACUACAGCGGAACAGCCCGACACAGAUACCACCACCGACACGAACACCACAGAAACAGUGUCAGAAGAUUGUUCCGGAUUGUUUGCUCCAGGAGAGGAAGUUGACGUGUUGGACACAGAAACGGGGGCGUGGUUCGAGGGGGUUGUUAAGAAGUGCUACAGAGAAACUAGGAACACAGACUCUGGAACAGUUGAGCAGGUGUACUAUGUGAUACGGUUAGAUGGGUACGAGGAAUGUGAUAACAUGAAUGUUAAACCUGUUGAGAUAAGACCACGUGCACACUACGUUUACCCUCUGUCUGAACUCAAACCAGAUAUGAAGUGUAUGGUGAACUUUAAUCUGGAUAACCCGGAAGAGAGGGGGUUCUGGUACGAUGGGGAGAUCAGGAGUGUUGUGAAGAAAAGAGGAAAGUACAGUGUCACUGCCAGGGUUAUAUUGGGAUCUGUUCCUACUGAUGUCGACCUCACUUUCGUAGAUGAUAUCUUCAGGAUAGAGAUACGAGAAGAGAAGGAUGUGUUGGAAACAGUGAUCACCAACAUUGCUAAACGGCAGUCUGCACCACAAUGCACACACUGUGGAGAUAACAAGAAGCGGAAGUGUAAGUAUUGUGCGUGCAGUGUGUGCGGAAACAAGGAUAACCCAGGGCAGAUCCUCCUGUGUGAUGAGUGCGACUGUGCGUUCCAUCUCUACUGCUUAGACCCGCCCCUAGAAGCUGUUCCUGCUGAGGAAGACUGGUAUUGUAGUAAUUGUAAGAACGAUGUUAGUGAGAUCGUGCAGGCUGGAGAGGGCCUGAAAACUAAGAAGAAGUCGCGUGCUCCGACCUCUAACUCUGCUAGAGAUUGGGGUAAAGGGAUGGCAUGUCAGGGUAGAACUAAGGUAUGUACUAUAGUUCCCCAGGACCAUGUGGGACCAGUGCCUGGGAUUCUAGUAGGUUCCAUGUGGAAAUACAGACUACAAGUUUCAGAGGUAGGAAUACACCGGCCCCACGUAGCCGGGAUACAUGGUCGAGAGAACGAUGGAGCGUAUUCUAUUGUGUUAUCAGGGGGUUAUGAAGAUGAUAAGGAUUACGGGGAGGAGUUCAAAUAUACUGGCUCUGGUGGGAGGGAUCUGUCUGGGAACAAGCGCACUGCUGAGCAGAGCUGCGAUCAGAAACUCACCAAGAUGAACUUAGCGCUUGCUCGCUGUUGCGCAGCGCCGCUGGAUGUCAAGAAGGGAGCUGAGGCUUCAGAAUGGAAAAAGGGUAGGCAGAUACGUGUAGUGAGAAAUUGUAAACUUGCAAAGCAUUCCAAGUAUGCUCCUAAAGAAGGGAACAGGUACGAUGGUAUUUACAAGCUUGUCAAGUACUGGCCCGAGAAAGGACAGAGUGGGUUUUUGGUGUGGAGGUAUUUGUUGAGAAGGGACGACUCUUCCCCGGCUCCCUGGACUAAAGAGGGACAAGAUAUGACCAAGAAACACGGUCUUAAAAUUGUUUACCCCGAGGGGUACCUUGAGAAACAGGAAAACAAAGAAAACAACCCCAAAUCUAAUAACAAGAAGAGGAAAAGAAACAGUGCUGCGUUGGAAGUGUCAUCAAACAAAAAACCAAACAAUGAUAUCAGUGCUGAGCUGAAAAAUCUCCUAAAAUCAGACACAGAAAACAAGAAACAUUGGGAUGAACUUCUCUCGGAUACGUCAAACUGGCACGAUCGAGUGACUGAUAAGUUUUCUUGUAUCAUCUGCACGGACCUUGUUAAGGACCCUGUGACCACGCCUUGUUCUCACAACAUGUGUAUCAAGUGUGUGAACAGGUCUUUCAAAGCGGAGGUUUAUUCUUGUCCCAACUGUAGGUAUGAUCUCGGUAAAAGUUACUCGAUGAAAGUGAACAAGAAUCUGCAGACAGUUCUACUCGAUAUCUUUCCUGGAUAUGAUUCUGGUCGUUGAUGUAGCGAAUGUUCUAGAUGAUAAUAUUUCUCAAUCUUUUUAAAAAUUUAAUACUUUUUAAUACUAUAAUUUGGACUAGAUUUUGUAUAUAGCAAUUUGUAUUUCGUUAUUUUUCAAGGCAGUACUUUCUUACGCGUGUUAAGUUUGAUUUUUCCACGACA